AUGACUUCACAAACUACCUUUCCAGAAAGCCGAAAUUGCCGCAUUUGGGCUGGGGAGCAACCCAAAGCCAUUCAAGAACAACCAUUACAGCCAUUACAUCCAUUGAGAACAACCUUCUUCAGAGAUGAGUCUGGCGCUAAUGUAACAGUGAAUGGCGAACGCUAUCGCGCAAUGAUAAACGACUUUUUGAUGCCGGAAAGUGAAGCCCGUGAUCUCCACAAUAUUUGGUUCCAACAAGGCGGCGUUACUUGCCACGCAGCCCGUGAAACAAUGAAUUUAUUGCGAGGUUGUUUCGGGGUAUGCAAAGUCUAAAUGCGUUGUAGAUAAACCAGCUUUGAUCGAGGCAUUGGAAACCAACAUUACUUCUUCUUCUUCACGAUAUACCGGCCGAAGUCCUCCAGCGAGUCAUUCAAAAUUGGUGUUUACGGAUAGCCGAAUUACGGUGCAAUUGCGGCCAACAUAUGAAAGGAAUUAUCUAUUAUAUAAAAAGUAAAUGUUAUGAAUGGCUCUACACAAAAAUAUUAAA
Messenger RNA from Anastrepha obliqua, 526 nucleotides. RefSeq lists its product as uncharacterized. Gene Ontology annotation, molecular function: nucleic acid binding. The coding region runs from base 1 to 312 and encodes 103 amino acids. The record is from RefSeq and is a predicted model, not a curated record. NCBI's taxonomy places the organism in Eukaryota, Metazoa, Arthropoda, Insecta, Diptera, Tephritidae. The transcript has 3 exons.